UUAAAACCAAGGCACUAUUGUAUUGUCUUCUCAGUUGCUUUCAAGAUUUUGUAUUGUUUUCAUCUUUAAUUUUCGUGGAACAGUUCAACACAACAAAUGACUGCGUCAGUAAAGCUUAUUGCUUUAGUAGUACUAUCCUUUUGGAUAGAUACAACACUAUGCCAAAAUAAUUGUUUCCCGAAAUGCAACUAUGGAACUGUGGCCGUCGUCUUUAUUACACAAAAAGAUACGUCAACACCCAGCAAUGUAGUAAAACCCGGACAUAUUAGCAGUUGCGGUUAUCGAAAUGAUAAUGGUUUAGUCGCAAAAAAUGUUGAAACACCCCAUAAUGUAGCGCAAUUUGGUGAGUUUCCAUGGAUGGUGUUAAUUUCACACCCUAACGGUACAUACAUAUGUGGAGGUUCGUUAAUCGCACCAAAUGUUGUACUGACAACCGCACAUGACGUCAUAGACAAGAUACCGGAGGAGCUGUCGGUGCGUGCUGGCGAGUGGGAUAGAGAAUCCGAUUUUGAACCGUAUAGACACCAAAAUGCAUUGGUUAAAGAGAUCAUAUGUCAUGAAGAUUUCGGGCGCAACACCUUAAAUAAUGACAUUGCGCUAUUGAUUUUGGAAAACUCAUUCACCUUGAUGCCGAAUGUGCAACCCAUCUGCUUGCCGGAAAUCAAUACAAAGUUGGAUCUAAUUAAUUGUGUUAGCAGCGGUUGGGGUCAAUACAAGUUGCGUGGAAUUGGCGCUGACCAGCAGAUUUUGGAGAAGGUCAAUUUAUCCGUUGUGCCGGAUUCUAUGUGUAUGCGUAUAAACUGUAAUGCUUUUUAUUCCAAACUAAAUCUACAUUCGAGUUUCAUAUGUGCCGGUGGCGUACGAGGCAAUGAAGAACGUAUGAGAGGUAGCGGCUCACCAUUAAUAUGUCCCGACUAUAAUGACCCCAAACGUUACUAUCAAGUUGGUAUUGUCGCUUGGGGUUCGGGUGGUAGUGCGCAAAAUGUUCCCGGCUUGUAUUCGAAUGUAAUGUAUUUACGGAAUUUUAUUAUUAAAAAACUUGAGGAGAAAGGAGUGAACUUAUAAUAUUUUACACUAAAAAUUUUAUAUUAAUUUUACAAAUAUAUAUAAU
Bactrocera oleae (olive fruit fly) is the source of this 1111-nucleotide messenger RNA. RefSeq names its product phenoloxidase-activating factor 2. The record is from RefSeq and is a predicted model, not a curated record. NCBI's taxonomy places the organism in Eukaryota, Metazoa, Arthropoda, Insecta, Diptera, Tephritidae. Gene Ontology annotation, molecular function: serine-type endopeptidase activity. Gene Ontology annotation, biological process: proteolysis.